UGACGGCGUCCCCGAGUAUCACGCAUGCGCGCAGCACAUGAGGCCUUGAAAAUGUCGGUUGCAGGUUAAAAACGAGAAGGAAUUUGUCGCCGGGGAUCUCAAACAGAAAACGCCAGUUUUGCUGUCUCUGUCUGGAUAUUUAAGAAGUGGAGCGAGGGAUUCAAUCGACUAUCCUUCCUGCUCAGACUGUGGAGAGGGAUUCAAUUGAUCAUUUGACCAAAUAGCAAGCCAGUCAUCUUACACAGGAGAAAGGCUGUUCACCUGCUCAGACAGUGGGAAUAGAUUCACUCAGUUAUCACAAUUGAAGGUACAUCAGCAAGUUCACACUGGGCAAGGCCAUUCAUCUGUUCUGUGUGUGAGAAAGGAUUCAGUUGGACCUGUGGACACACCAGUCAGUUCACACCACACCUGGUAGAGGCUGGUGAUCUGCUGAAUUUCUGGGAAAGGAUUCACUCAGUCAUUUGACCUUAUGGCUCACCAGCGAGUUCACACUAGGGAGAAGCCAUUCACCUGUUCAGUCUGUGGGAAGGGAUUCACUCAGUCAUCCAACCUACGGAGUCCCCAGCGAGUUCACACUGGGGAGAGGCCGUUCACCUGUUCAGAAUGUGAGAAGAGAUUCACUCAGUCAUCCAACCUACGGAGUCCCCAGCGAGUUCACACUGGAGAGAGGCGCUUCACCUGCUCAGUCUGUGGGAAGAGAUUCACUCGGUCAUCCAACCUACUGGUACAUCAGCGAGUUCACACUGGGGAGAAGCCAUUCACCUGCUCAGAAUGUGGGAAAGGAUUCAGUGAGUUAUCCAACCUACUGGUACAUCAGCGAGUUCACUCUGGGGAGAAGCCAUUCACCUGCUCAGUCUGUGCGAAGGGAUUCACUCAGUCAUCCAACCUACAGAGUCAUCAGCGAGUUCACACUGGGGAGAAGCCAUUCACCUGCUCAGAAUGUGGGAAAGGAUUCAGUGAGUUAUCCAACCUACUGGUACAUCAGCGAGUUCACUCUGGGGAGAAGCCAUUCACCUGCUCAGUCUGUGCGAAGGGAUUCACUCGGUCAUCCAGCCUACAGAGUCAUCAGCGAGUUCACACUGGGGAGAAGCCAUUCACCUGCUCAGAAUGUGGGAAAGGAUUCAGUGCUUUAUCCAGCCAACUGAGACAUCAGCGAGUUCACACUGGGGAGAAGCCAUUCACCUGCUCAGAAUGUGGGAAAGGAUUCAGUGAGUUAUCCAGCCUACUGAGACAUCAGCGAGUUCACACUGGGGAGAAGCCGUUCACCUGCUCAGAAUGUGGGAAAGGAUUCAGUGAGUUAUCCAGCCUACUGAGACAUCAGCGAGUUCACACUGGGCAGAAACCGUUCACCUGUUCAGAAUGCGGGAAGAGAUUCACUCAGUCAUCCCAACUACAGAGUCAUCUGCCAGUUCACACUGGGGAGAGGCCAUUCACCUGCUCAGACUGUGGAAAAGGAUUCACUCUGAUAUCCCGCCUACAGAGACAUCAGCGAGUUCACACGGGGGAGAAGCCAUUCAACUGCUCAGUCUGUGGGAAGGGAUUCACCCAGUCAUCCCACCUACGGAGUCACCAGCGUGUUCACACUGGGGAGAAGCCAUUCACCUGCUCAGUCUGUGGGAAGAGAUUCACUGUGUCAUCCCACCUACAGAGUCAUCAGCGAAUUCACACUGGGGUGAAGCCGUUCACCUGCUCAGAAUGUGGGAAGGGAUUCACUCAGUCAUCCAACCUACGGAGUCAUCAGCGAGUUCACACUGGAGAGAGGCCAUUCAUCUGCUCAGAAUGUGGGAAGAGAUUCACUCAGUCAUCCGCCCUACAAAGACACCAGCGAGCUCACACUGGGGAGAAGCCGUUCACCUGCUCAGAAUGUGGGAAGGGAUUCACUCAGUCAUCCUACCUACUGAGACAUGAGAGUGUUCACACCGGUGAAAAGCCGUUCAAUUGCACAGAAUGUGGGAAACGGUUCACUCUGUCAUCCCACCUUCUGGAACACCAGCGAGUUCACACUGGGGAGAUGCCGUUCCCCUGCUCAGAAUGUGGGAAGAGAUUCACUCGCUCAUCCGACCUGCAGAAUCAUCAGCGAGUUCACACUGGAGAGAAGCCAUUCCCCUGCUCAGAAUGUGGGAAGAGGUUCAGUCACUCACGCUCCCUGCAGAGACACCAGUCAGUUCACACUGGGGAGAAGCCGUUCACCUGCUCACAAUGUGGGAAGGGAUUCACUCAGUCAUCCCACCUGCACAGUCACAAACGAGUUCACACUGGGGAGAAGCCAUUCACCUGCUCAGUCUGUGGGAAGGGAUUCACUCAGUCAUCCACACUACAGAGUCAUCAGCGAGUUCACACUGGAGAGAGGCCAUUCACCUGCUCAGAGUGUGGGAAGGGAUUCACUCGGUCAUCCCAACUACUGGCACACCAGCAAGUUCACACUGGGGAGUGGCCUUUCACCUGCUCAGAAUGUGGGAAAGGAUUCACUAAGUCAUCCAGCUUACUGGUACAUCAGCGAGUUCACACAGGGGAGAAGCCAUUCAGCUGCUCAGUCUGUGGAAAGAGAUUCAUUCAGUCAUCUUACCUGCAGAGUCAUCAGCGAGUUCACACAGGGGAGAAGCCGUUCAGCUGCUCAGUGUGUGGGAAGAGAUUCACUCAGUCAUCCCACCUACAGAGUCACCAGCGAGUUCACACCGGGGAGAGGCCGUUCACCUGCUCAGACUGUGGUAAGAGAUUCACUCAGUCUUCCACCCUACAGAGUCAUCAACGAGUUCACACUGGGGAGAGGCCGUUCACUUGCUCAGAAUGUGGGAAGAGAGUCACUGAUUCAUCUGCCCUACAGAGACAUCAGCGAGUUCACACUGGGGAGAAGCCGUUCACCUGCUCAGAAUGUGGGAAGAGAUUCACUGAUUCAUCCACCCUACAGAAGCAUCAGCGAGUUCAUACUGGGGAGAAGCCAUUCACCUGCUCAGAAUGUGGGAAGAGAUUCACUCAAUUAUCCAAUCUACAGAGACAUCAUCGAGUUCACACUGGGGAGAAGCCGUUCACCUGCUCAGUCUGUGGGAAGAGAUUCACUGAUCCAUCCACACUACUGAGUCAUCAGCGAGUUCACACUGGGGAGAAGCCAUUCACCUGCUCAGAAUGUGGGAAGGGAUUCACUCGGUCAUCCUACCUACAGAGUCAUCAACAAGUUCACACUGGAGAGAAGCCGUUCACCUGCACAGAAUGUGGGAAGAAAUUCACUUGGUCAUCCACACUACAGAGUCACCAGCGAUUUCACACCGGGGAGAAAUCGUUCAUCUGCUCAGACUGUGGGAAGGGAUUCACUGACUCUUCCACCCUACAGAGACAUCAGCGAGUUCACACUGGGGAGAAGCCAUUCACCUGCUCAGAAUGUGGGAAGGGAUUCACUCAGUCAUCCCACCUACUGGAACACAAGUUAGUUCACACUGGGGAGAAGCCGUUCACCUGCGCAGAAUGUGGAAAGAGAUUCGCUCACUCAUCCAACCUACAUAGUCAUCAGCGAGUUCACACUGGGGAGAAGCCGUUCACCUGCUCAGAAUGUGGGAAGAGAUUCACACACUCUUCCACCCUUCAGAGACAUCAGCGAGUUCACACUGGGGAGAAGCCGUUCACUUGCUCAGAAUGUGGGAAGGCAUUCACUCAGUCAUCCCACCUACUGGAACACAAGUCAGUUCAUAGUGGGGAGUGGCCAUUGUUAUGAAUCCCUAGGUUUCGUUUGAUAUGGACUCAUUUUAAGAGAAAUUAAGAAGGUGAAUCAGUCUGACUUGCAGCUUGUUUACAUCGCUCGCAGCUUGUUUAGUUUUAACCGAGGACACAGACACUCAGAGUCAGAUGGAGAUGGAUGAAAAAUGGAAGGAUUGAAACCAGGGAACUAGUGGCUAAAGGUCACUGUUUAGAACUUUCCUGUGCCCACAAGGGUGGGUUAAUUAUCCAUUCACUGUACAUUGAAUGUGUGGUUGUCCCCUUGUUUGAUCCAUAGACGUGUAUCUGAUUUGAGGUAUCCUGUGAAGUCCACUUAUGUGUUAACCCUUGCCUGGGUGUGACGUGGUCAUUCAUUUGAAGAUGAUACCCCUCAUGACAAGUCACUUUUGGUGAUAAUUUGUAUGUAGAUUUGUAAAGAUGACUGAUAAAAUCUACAGCAACUGGUCUCUCAUUUUACCACUGUGGAACCUGUAGAACAGACAGACAGACAGACGUACUUUAUUGAUCCUGAGGGAAAUUGAGUUUCAUUUCAGCCACACCAACCAAGAAUAGUGUAGAAAUAUAUAGCAAUAUAAUACCAUCAAUAAUUAAAUAAUAAUAAGUUAAUCUUUGCAAGUGGAAAUAAUUCCAGGACCAGCCUAUUGGCUCAGGAUGUCUGGCACUAUGAGGGAAGAUUAGAAAAGUUUGAUGGCCACAGGCAGGAAUGACUUCCUGUGACGCUCAGUGUUACAUCUCGGUGGAAUGAGUCUCCGGCUGAAUGUACUCCUGUGCCUAACCAGUAUACUAUGGAGCGGAUUGGAGUCAUUGUCCAAGAUGGCAUGCAACUUGGACAUCAUUCUCUUUUACGACACCACCGUCAGAGAGUGCAGUUCAACCCCCGCAACAUCACUGGCAUUACGAAUGAGUUUGUUGAUUCUGUUGGUGUCUGCUACCCUCAACCUUCUUCCCCAGCACACAACAGCAAACAUGAUAACACUGGUCACCACAGCCUCGUAGAACAUACUCACCAUCGUCUGGUAGAUGUCAAAGGACCUCAGUCACCUCAGGAAAUAGAGUCGGCUCUGACCCUUCUUGUAAACAGCCUGUGUGUUCUUUGAGCAGUCCUGUUUAUUGUCAAUUCGUAUCCCCAGGUAUUUGUAAUCUUCCACCAUGUCCACACUGACCCCUUGGGUGGAAACAGGGGUCACCAGUGCCUUAACCCUCCUCAGGUCCACCACCAGCUCCUUAGUCUUUUUCACAGUAAGCUGCAGAUGAUUCUGCUCGUACCAUGUGACAAAGAUUUCCACCAUAGCUCUGUACUCAGCCUCAUCUCCAUUGCUGUUCGACAUAACUGCCUUCUCUCGACAUUUACCCUGAAUUACAAAUAUCUCUCUCAUCACCUAUUUUGUGGAUGAACUGAACAUUCAUACUUUACCAUCUGAAGACUCCAAGCCUUGUUUCCCCCGAGCUCAAUAGUUUGGGAGUUAUAUUUACACACAUAUAUACACAUAACACUGUUAAUUUUCAUUUAAUUUGCUGAAGUUACUAUAGUAUAAAUGGAUACUAAUAAGCAUUGUUGUUUUCACAUCAAAAACAGACUCCAGUAGUAGUCUGUUGCUGGUGGUUCGUUUCUGAAGCGUUAAGGUUCGUAACAAAAUGGGGCCUGCUUCUGGGAUAUGAUCAAAUUUGAGGAUUGAUUAAUUAUCAAUUUCAUUGGGGAAAUCUCUUUUGAUUUAUUUCUGUUUGGAAAAUUUGCAGCAAUGGAUGUUGAUCGAUGUCAGGAAGCGCCAACCUCUGUGGCAUUAGAGGACGCCAGAAGGGUUGAGUUGUUGAGUAUUGCUGAAAGGUUAAAACUUGCUAAGGUGAAAUUGACAAUGAGGAGAUGCAGAGGAUAACAGCUUAACAUUAUGUAUCUGAGGGGGUGUUUAAAGUGGAGGAGUUGGAGGGGUUUCCUGAAAGUAAACCUCGUGAGCUUGAGCUCCAGUACAAGUGAGAAAAAUUAAAGAUGGAGGCUGCGGAAAGGCAGAGGCAGUUUGAGGCUAGAGAGGCAGAAAAACAGACAGAAAAUUGUCUCAUAAAGUGUAAUAAAGGGAAAGGCUUAGCAUGCCUAUACUGCUUUGCCAGUUGAUGAAGCAGCUGAUUUUUUAUACUGCACCAAUCAUCGCCACUGGGCUAUAAACGUGCAAGAGCAGUGUGUGGUUCAGUGCUUUGCUCAAAAACACUCACACUGCCUCGGCUGAGGCUCGAAAACAUGACCUUCAGAUCACUAGUUCAACACCCUAACCAGCUGGCCACGCACCACACAUUAUGACCUAGUGAAGCAGGCUGUGCUCAAAACUUAUGAGUUGGUCCCAGAAGCAUAAAGGCAAAAGUUUAGAAAUUUGAAGAAACCUGUGAAACAGACUUAUAUGGAAUUUGCUUAUGAGUAAUUUGUGUGUAUUGCCCGCUGGUGCACAUAUAAAAAAUAUAAAUAAUGAUUUUAACAGCUUGAACGAGUUGGUUUUAACUGAAGAAUCCAAAAAGUGUGUCCCUGAUGACAUAAAGAUGUAUUUAGAUGGAAAUGAUGCUGCCACUAUGCAGGAGUCUGCUAGAUUAGCAGAUCAGUUUGCUUUAACUCAUAAGGUUAUGGUUACCCUGAAUAAGAGUUUCGAAAAGAGUAGCAGGGAUAACCAGGGUAAACCAGAAAUUAAUGCUGGGAUUUGUCACAGUUGUCAAGUUUUGGCUAAACCUCAUCAGGUCACCCCAGUGGCCCCACUCCGACCUAUACCUGCAUUCUGUGAACCCUUUUCUAAAGAUAUAGAGAAUUAUGUUGGCCCAUUGCCAAAGCCUAAAGCUGGCCAUCAGUAUCUGCUAACUAUUAUGUGUACUGCGUCCAGAUUCCCAGAGGCAAUGCCUCUCAGAAAUAUUAAAGCUAAAACUGUGGCGAAGGCUCUUACUGAGUUUUUUUUUACUUUAUUCGAUUUGUCUCAAGAAAUCCAGUCUGAUCAAGGAAGUAAUUUUACAUCUGGGUUAUUCCAGCAGGUAGUUUCUGAACUGGGAGCAAAACAAAUUACAUCGUCUACAUACCAUCCAGAAUCACAAGGGGCUUUAGAAAGAUUUCACUAUACCCCCAAAACAAUGAUUAAGACAUACUGUGUUGAAAAUGGAAACAACUAGGAUGAAGGAAUACAUUUGCUUUUGUUCGCAGUAAGAGAGUCGGUUCAGGAAUCAUUGGGCUUUACUCCAUUUGAACUCGUAUUUGGACGCAGAGUGAGGUGACCUUUGACCUUGUAAAAGGAGCGGUGGAUUGGUAGGGAUUUACAUGUUAACUUGUUAGACUAUGUUUUAAAUUUCAAAAAUAAACUACACCAAUUCUGUGGUCUAGCGAGACAAAACUUAAAGAUUUCUCAAAACAAAAUGAAGUGUUGGUUUGAUAAGCAGGGUUGUGAAAGAAAAUACCAGGUGUGAGAUAAGGUGCUUGCCUUAUGUUGACGAAUCCACUUCAGGUGAAAUUCAAUAGACCGUAUGAAAUAGUCUCUCAAUUUAAUGAUGUGAAUUAUGUUAUUACAACACACAACCUACGUAAACUAACACACCUGGCACACAUAAAUAUGAUAAAGCCUUGUUUUGACAAUCAGGCACCAUCUGUGUGUGUUGUUGUCAAAACAUAUGAAUCUGGCAACCCUGAGCUUGAAACAAUUGACUCGUCUGAGACUUUUUACAAGCCAAACGUGGUCCCAGUUCGGCUAAUGAACUCCGUUGUUCCAGAAAACAUUGAUAACAAGUCGGCUCAUCUGCAGCCAAAGCAACAACAACAGCUGAAGGAAUUAAUUCUGAAGUUUAAAGAUUUCUUUCCCGAUGUUCGCAAGCAAACCACGGUCUCAUUACAUGAUGCAGAUAUUGGUCAAGCCAAACCGAUUAAACAACACCCAUAUCGCAUGAACGUAGAGAAUGUAAAUUGGCUGAGCAAUUGUUGUAAGCGUGGAAACAGAUUCAGUAGGUCUCAGGGGCACAGAUUAUGGGAAGGUAAAUGAAGUAACAAAAACAGAUGCCUAUCCUGUCGCUAGGAUAGAUGAUUGCAUCGAUAAAGUUGGAAUAGCUAAUUUCUUACAAAGAUUGAUCUGUUGACAGGGUAUUGGUGUGUUCUAUUGACGGACAGACAUAGAGAAAUUUCUGCCUUUGCGACACCAUCUCGGUUGUAUGAAUACAAUGUUUUGCCUUUUGGAAAGAAAAAUGCUCCAGGAACAUCCCAGAGAAUGAUUAAUUUUGAAAUUCGAGGGUUAGAACACACAGAUGCCUAUAUUGAUGACUUAGUCACAGGGAGUGACACUUGGGAAGAGCAUAUCUCUGAUUGGUAAGAAGGCUCUGAGAAGGUUUCUGGGAAUGGAUGGAUAUUAUCGUAAGUUCUGUAAGAACUUUCCUGCUCUCGCUCUUCCUCUGACUAAUCUCCUGAAGAUGGGUGAAAAGUUUGUUUGGACUGAACCUUGUCAGGAGGCAUUUGAUCGAUUGAAAGAUAUUAUUUGAGAUUAGGCCAAUCAAUGUAGUAUUCUCAGCAAAUUUAAUUAGCAGAUUGGAGCUGUGGGUGGCAACACAAGUCAUGGGUGCACAGAGAGUAAAGGAGAGGGCCAAAGUGACAACCCUGUGGGGUAUGUGUGCUGAGGGUCAGAGAGACAGAGGAGAUGGAGCCCACUCUUACCACCUGCUGGUGAUCUGACAGGAAGUCCAGGAUCCAGCUACACAAGGCAGGGUGAAGGCCGAGGUCUCUGAGCUCCUUGUCGAUACUUCAUGCCUUUGUAUGGCUUCUGCUCUGCCCAUGACUGCAAGAAACUGCAGAGAACUUUGGAGAGCAGAGAACAUCAGAGAAACAAGCCUCCACUCCAUGGACUCUCCCUACACUUCCCCUCCCUCGGAAAAGCAGGCCAUGUACACAAAGAACCUCAUAACCCGGACAUUCUUGCUGCAAACCCGCUCCCACAUUGGCGGAGAGAUACAAAAGCCUUAAAGUGCGUAACACCAGGCUGAAGAACGGCUUCCUGUCUGCAGUUAUAAGCCAAAUGAAUGAUAAAAUGGACUCGGCCUCACAAUGUAACUCGACGUGACCCUGCACCAUAUGUCUAUCUGCACCGCACUUUCUCUGCAGCCAUAAUACUUUGUUACAGUUAUUUUUUUGUUGUCUAUGAGUUCAAUGUACUGUUGUAAUGUAUCGAUCUGUGUGGAUGUUACAUCAGGCAAGGUUUUCACUGUAGCUCAGUACGUGAUGAUAAUAAACAAAUACACCACUUUAAUUGUGUGGAAAUAUUAGACAGACUGAGCUUCUGCUCCGGAACCACAGAAGGAAACUGACCAGUUGUCAUUUCUGUGGAAAGCAAAUAUAUGGAAAAUGCUUCAAUCUCACAUUACGAUCUGCGGUAACUGGGAUCAGGUGACUGGCGGUGGGUCUCCCAUAUCAAUAUCAGAAUCAAGUUUAAUAGCACCAGCAUAUGCCAUGAAAUUCGUUGUCUCUGCGGUAGCAGUAGAACCUAAUUAACAAAGGAUCUUAACAAUUGUGACUUAAAUUAGACCUGUGGUGAGAGAUUUAUUGGAAGAAAAACACCAACUGGAGGCAAACCACGACUGAAGACGAGGGAACAGCAACAAGUGUACCAGCCCGAGGACUGAGAGCACCGACUGGAGAGAAACCAAUCUGACUCGGAGAUUCCAGUGAUUCAGUCAGGAGAAUGUUUGGUUAAAAUCGACCAGGAAUUUGUCUAUGGGAAUUCAAACUCAACACACCAGUUGUGCUGUCUCUGUCUAGAUAUUUAAGGAGCAAGAGAUUCAAUCAGCCAUCCUUCCUGCUCAGACUUUGCGGAGGGAUUCACUCGGUCAUCUGAUCAAUUGACACGUCCAUCAUUUUACACGGGAGAGACCAUUCACCUGCUCAGACUGUGGGAAUGGAUUCACUCGGUAAUCUCAACUGAAGCUACACACUGGGGAAGUCCAUUCAUCUAUUCUGUGAGUGGGAAGGGGUUCAGUCGGUCUUCCCACCUGUGGACACACCAGUCAGUUCACACGGGGCAGAGGCUGGUCAUCUGCUGAAUUUGUGGGGAAGGAUUCACUCGGUCAUC
This is a messenger RNA of Hypanus sabinus (Atlantic stingray), 9770 nucleotides long. RefSeq names its product gastrula zinc finger protein XlCGF26.1-like. Lineage: Eukaryota; Metazoa; Chordata; Chondrichthyes; Myliobatiformes; Dasyatidae. Bases 470 to 3706 code for a protein of 1078 amino acids. The record is from RefSeq and is a predicted model, not a curated record. Gene Ontology annotation, molecular function: DNA-binding transcription factor activity; RNA polymerase II cis-regulatory region sequence-specific DNA binding. Gene Ontology annotation, biological process: regulation of transcription by RNA polymerase II. The transcript has 5 exons.